GGUCAACUAAAAUCAACUAAAAAUAUUUUUUUUGGCAUUUUUAUUGAAGUUUACGUUUAUUUGUUACUUUCACCCGAAGACCAUCUGUUUUGUUUUGAGCAGAACAGAUGAAGUAGAUGAAGACGAUCGACGGAAGAGAAGAAGUGCAGCGACGGAGGAGAAGAUCGACGUGCAAUCGGCGGAAGAGAAGAUCGGCGGAUGAUCGGCAGAAGAGAAGAUCGGCGGACGAUUGCGGAAGAGAAGAUCGACGGACGAUCCGCGGAAGAGAAGAUCGGUGGACGAUCGGCAGACGACGAGAUCGGCGGAGAUCGACAGAAGAGGAGAUCGACGGACGAUCGACGGACGAUCGGCGACGAGAAGAUGAUGAAAAUUCAGCCCGGCCGGUUGUAGCGGGUCGCACGAGUUCAGCGGGCGUGACGGGUGUGACGGGUUUCAACGGGUUUCAACGGGCCAUUUACUUAAACGGGUUGAAGUCUUCAACCGGCCCGUUUUCAGAUCCGGAUCCGGUUCAACCGGUUCAACCGGGAAAGGAUCAAGAAGAUGCAACUGGACGCGGCACCGAGGAGGAUGUAGUUGGAGAAAAGAAAGAUCUUGUGGGUAUGGUAGUGGGAUUGGGUGAUUGUCGAUUGGGGAAUGGUGUUGAGGGAGAUGCAACUGGACGCGGCACCAAGGAGGAUGUAGUUGGAGAAGAGAAAGAUCUUGUGGGUAUGGUAGUGGGAUUGGGUGAUUGUCGAUUGGGGAAUGGUGUUGAGGGAAAGACAAAUUUGGGGAUUUCGAUGAACUUGAUGAUAUUGGAUGGAUUACUCAAGUGGGUAUUUGUUGAAUUUGGAUUCUGGAAGUUGUAGGGAGUAGAAGAAUAUGGAAUUUUGGAGUUUCUUUGAUUUCCCUAAUUCAAUUAUACUGUUCUUCAAUUUCAACCGAAAACAAAGAAAAAAAGGUUGAAGAGGGAGAGAUCUUUGAGGAAUCCUUGGAAUUUCUUGGCAGAAUUUCUUGGCAGAAUUUCUUAUUGUUGAAUAAUAAUCAAUAUACAUGAGUGAUUAUUUUGUAAAUUCUUGUGUUGAACUUUUACAAUUGGGUCAGUACCUGGGAAUUGGUUUUUCAUUAUUUUUUGCAAACUUAAAUACAUAUAUAUGAAUUGUCCAAAACUUUGUUGGUUUAUGUUGUUUAUCCGAGUAGAUGAUAUUUUUUGUUUUCACAGGUCUGUUUCUAUUUAUUUUUAAAGAGGUUGAAUUCUGUAUUGCUUUGAUGAUCUUUAUGGUUUGGUUUUGGAGAGCAAGAAGCCAGUUGGUGAUGAUGCUACCAUAUAGACAUGGCAUUUGGAGAGCAAGAAGCCAGUUGGUGAUGCUGGAAAAAGGAUAGAAUGUAAAUAGUGUUUCUAAGCUGUAAAUACACAAAUUUUGAUUCAAAGUUUUGUCAACCUGUAGAAAGAAAUUUCCCCAGGUAUGCCUGGGUGUAAGAUGUACAAUGCUUUUGAUGCAAUAGAAAGAGCUUGCCUUUUUAUCUAAACAGCCUGAGUUCAGAUAUGCUUUUGAUGCUUUUGAUUCAUCUCUUGAAGCUGAGUUCCUCAGAUCAAAUAACAAAAUUGCUCGUUUGAAAACAUGUAAGCAUCAAUAAGUCUCCAAUUUACUG
Rubroshorea leprosula is the source of this 1629-nucleotide messenger RNA. The record is from the annotation of a GenBank genome assembly. Lineage: Eukaryota; Viridiplantae; Streptophyta; Magnoliopsida; Malvales; Dipterocarpaceae.